AACUUUGUUUUAAAAUGGCGGCGGAACCAUCGAGACAGGUAUGAAAUAUAAACGAUGCCGGAUAAACUUAAGACAGGUGUUAAUUUGUAUACUUUCUAAGUGUAGAGGAAGUUUAAUCCCCCCUGUAGCGAUGCUGUAGAAGCGGAAAUUACCGCUUGAAUUUUAAGUAUUUUUUGUUGCACUUGAGGAAGCACUGUUGAAUCAGAGAGUAACGUCAGCAGCGCGUGCACUCUUCUGCGAGUCAGUCCGGUUGGACGUGCUGUUUGUGUUUACCUGCCUCUACGGGUGAGUAUAUUUGCUUAAAUCCCGAUGAAAGACCUAACUCUGGAGCUGUCUGUGUGCACAAAGCUGCGUUGAGGAGGCAGGGAGGUGAUGGUGGACUGGCUCUAACUCACAGCAUCACCAUGGACCGCCCCGGCCAGCGGCAGAUACCUGCCACCCACCUGUAGCAUCAGCAUGGCGAACACGACCCACGGAACCGAGAGCCGGAGAGACAGCCACUGUGGUAGGUAGCUAACACCAGCUGUCACAGGUUUCCCUCUGUUUAACGCACAGACAACAUGAACUCUGCCCCAGUGCUGUGAUGCUGUUCUCCCUCUACGCCAAACCGCAUUUAAGAAAAUGUUAAAUUAUCAACAUCCUCCAAUAUUUUUCUGUAAAAGCCACGUUGUCACGAGAUAAUACAUUUUUAAUAUGAAUUUAAAUCAGUCUUCAAUUCGGCAUUCACACAACACACGAAAACGCAAAAUAAAAAAAGGAAAAAAUAUAUAUAUAAACCAAUAACCGCAUAAACUAUUUUAGCAGCUUGUUAAGUGAUUUGGACCAAAAUUAGUGCAACAUAUUGAUUAAACAAGUAUUAAAAAAGCCACAUUUAAUUCCACUUAAGAGCUAUUAAGGUACAUUCAUCUUUAAAUAUUUGACUCAUAUCUUAAUCCGGACACUCAGUAUAAAAAAAUAAUUUGUUCUGGUAGUUAAAACUUGUCUUAAAGUUAGCAUUUACUUUAAACACAUUGAAAAAUUUCCCAAACAUACUUCAUUUUACAUUUGUUGUGCAUUUUUCAUUUUCAUCACGGUUGUUUCAGCUUGAAUUUAUUGCACUGUUCAUACCAAAUACAUGUAAUUGUUUAACUAAAUUUAAGUUUAAGCCAAAUGAAUUCUUUAAUAUCGUAUUGAUUCAGAAUUAACAAAAUAAUGAUGUAUUUUACGGACAAUCCUGAUUCAGCACAAAUUAGUUACAAAAAAUAGAAAAUGUUGCUGACUCGAUUGAAGUAUUUAUAAUUGAAGUACUUAUGAGCAGAUAGUUUUCUGCUUUGAAUUGGGUGAUAUCAUUAAAUCUUUGGUGCACUCAGUAAGAGAGCUGACCUGAAAUGAGGCUCAAAGAUGUAUAUGGGCCAGAAAACCAGAGCUGACUUAAAUAGUUUUGAUGUCAUGUGCUCUGUAUUAUGUUCAUUACGCAUUCCAGUCUUUGGCUGCUGCUGAGGUUUUUUUUUGUUUUUUUUUUUGGCCCAGUGGAAACUAUGUAGCCAAAUAAAUUUAGCAUUUCCAGCAUGUCAUAAUUAUUGAGUUAUUAUGCAUAACCUGAAAUAGGCAUUUCCUAUCAUGCAGAUUAAUAUAAUAUAAUACCUUACAGGGUGAGAUUCAUGCGUGCCCUGUAAUGGGUGGAGUAGACAGAAACAACAACCUUGGUGGGGUAGAACAAGAGCAUGCAUGACUGUGCCGGUGUGGCUCCACACUUCACUGCUAAUGUUUUAAUGCUGAUUGAUUUCAAACCUGACAGGUGACUUUCAUUAAAAUCUUGUUCUUUUCAAACUUAGCGUCCAGCUCCCCAGCAGUGUGCUGAAGUAAUGAGUUUUCUCAGAGUGUGCCGUGUUGGUAACCUACGGUUGUAGAUUAUUUCCACAGUGGCACAGGAACGACCUGUUGCUGUGUUUUGGGACAAAGUCUACCAGCCAGGCUCACAUGACAGCCUGCAGGUCAGGGUUUAGAGCUCUCCAAGAACCCGGCUGAGCUUGAACCAUGACGAAAACAUUGUUUUUGCUUUGCGUGAGGGUUUGACUUCAAAAGUGUGUUCAGUUUAUAUCACUCUCAUUCACCUGUCUGCGUGCAAAAACAAUUUAUGGAGGAUUUAUUUCAUUCAGACUGUGACAAAGGGGGUCCAAAUGCCUCAAACCAUCAAAGUCAAGGGCUCGAUUAGUGCAGCCUGGGAGCUUAGACACACUAGCUUUAGCUUAGCCUCCCAGCUGGUGUUAAAGUAUGAAGUAGCCUUGCUGUGGCCCUGUUCACAUUACAGCACAGCCUCUUGUUACAGGCUGGUCACUAGGGGAUUAGUUUUCACCUCUAAAUGCUUCUGCACCAAUUUUCUCUGAUCUCAGCCUCAGUAAGCAGAAUCACUACACAUAAGUAUGUUAAGUCUAUUGGAUUCUCGCAGUUUUUAUUGAUUACUUUGAGUGUUUUUGCACAGGACUAGCAUAACCUGAGGCAACUUGUAAUUUGGGUUUUACUGCAGCAUUUGGUUGGAGGCUGAAAAAAAAGUGUAAGAACUGAACAAAAGGGGGGGGGUUAGCUGCCCUGGAAUACAACUCCUCAUGGAGAAGAAUUUAAAUGUUAUGUCAGAAAAAUGUGUAUGUUAUUAUUUUGAUUUAUGCUGUUUGUCCCUUUUUUGUCAUGAGGGACAGUUGCAAGAUCGUUGCAGGGGAUAGCCAAGGUUGCAAAAGGGUUGUGGGGUUUUGAAUCUACGGUUUCAAGAUUCACCAAAAAAGAUUUAAAACAUUAAAACUUGAAGUGCAGCAUUUUCAAAAAGCUGCAUGAAAAUAUAUGAGGUAAUAAGAUUCCCUGUCUGUAAGUGAUAAAUGUGAGAAAUCUUCUGUUUAAUCUGCAGGUGUGUAUGGAGGAGCCAUUGUGGAAAACGGCUGUGCUGUGAAAAACCUGUCUGCAUCCGACCCCUCCACUCAAACCAACAACCACUGCCAUGUUCCUAUCAUGCACAGUGAGCCCAUCCUCCCCGCUUACAUGCCAACCUGCUCUUCCACCCCCCUCUACUACAGCAGCCCCCAAAAGAGCUGCUCGGACCAGAACCAGGACUGCCACAGCUUGUCUUCUCAGGACUCAGGGAUCCCAACUCUGGAGAUCAACCCCCCAGAACCGAUCCUCCACCAGCGCUCAGGUGAUGGGGGCCUCAUCCUGGACUCAAACCAUGAUUCACCUGCAACCCUACCUUUGGACGAUGAUCCCUCUGACAGCAACACCAUCCGCAAGUCCUCCACCUUCCCUCGCAGUGGGUACGACUCUAUCCGCCUCUUUAGCCCCGCCCUCAGAUUGUCCACCACCACAGGGAUGACCAUUGGGGGCGGAGCCUUGAACCGCAGCGACGACAUCUCUGUGUGCAGCGUGUCGAGCAUGAGCACUGAGCUUUCUGUCUCCAACGAAGACAUCCUGGAUUUCACUGUGACCUCAGACUCCAGCGCCAUUGUUACCUUAGAGACCGACGUCAGCAACGCUGCCUCCUUCUCAGACGUGACCCUGUCGUCAUUAUCACCGGGAAACCCCAGAGACUUGUGGAGUCCAGGCUCAGGGGUUGCAGAACAGGAAGGGGAUGGAAGGCAGAAGAAACUGGGAUCACUAGCAAGUUUCUUCAACAAGUAAGUUAAGACACAGCUCAGUCCAUCAGCCUGUUAUAGGGGCCGGAUCUGGCGUGGGGGGCGGGGCUGAUGUAGGAGUCUUAAGAUCCUUACACACUGGGACCGUUUUUUACAUGCGAUUAUUUCGCACGUCAUUAUUUUUUUUCGAACCCGUAUCCUGUCGAUACAAGCGUUCACGAUAUUGCCGUUCUGCGAUAUUGCAGGAUUUAUUUUUUCGGAUUAUGGUCGAUUUUUUAAAGUUUUGCAUUCUGUAUGUCCACUUCUGAACAAUCAGAUUGCAUGUUGUUGCAACGUUUGAUUCACGGUAUAUCCAACAUGACCGACCGGGUUAUUGUUUACGUGUCGGAAACAGAGUGCUUUAUAGGUCAUAAAUCCCUCCUCCUCCAGCAAAAUUACACAGAAUUUAAUUAUUCUCCCCGCUGCUUGUGAUGUUGAUAUGUAGUUACUGUAAGACUGGUUUGUGCUCAAGUCCUCUUUUUUUCUGUUCAGCUUCAUAUUUAAAAGUUUUUAGGGGGUUCAUGUUUUCUAUGAUUGACACUUGACACAGCCAACAUGGGUGUACGAAGAUUGCGUAGCUCACCUGGGGAAUACGCUGUUUGAGCCAAGCGUCAUUACAGCGACUCUCGGCGACUCUCCCGCCGAAUGCGUACAAUACAAAGGCACUGUUGAGUCUGCCUAAAAUGCUUCGUAUUGGCUUUUUUCCCAGUGGUAUAAAAUUAGGGGUGUUACUUUUUACACAGCCCUGUUUACUCUGCAGUAAACAGGCCAGGUUUAACGUCAGCAAAGAAGUGAGUGUGAUCACGAGUUGGGGUGAGCUAACAUCACGUGUGAUUGUGCUAACCUGAGCUACAAACACUCCCCCAAGUUUCUUCAUUCAUCAACUUGAGAAAGAGUCCCUCCGUUACUGAUUGGCACACAUACUGUAGUUUCUGUUUGUUGCAAGAGUGACUUCUCAGUUCUCCGUGUGACGAUGCAUCUUCCUCUUACACAAAUAAAAGUGUAUUGAGGACAAAGCAGGCGGAGGAGGAGGACACGUUAUCCAGCCUUUAAAGUGUUAACAUGCCUUUUAAUCACCCUGUGAGUAAUUGCUUUGGUGUUUUGAUCAGAAAAGACCGUGUGCACAUUGUGUCUCAUGGAGUAUCAUUAGCCUGUGACUGCAGAAUAUUUGUAAAGUUGAAAUAAGGGACUUAAAGAUGAGCCAUGCAGCAGAAAUUACAUCUGCAGCUGCUGAUGUUCACUCUGUUGUCCAAUGCUCACGCAGACUUGACUCUGAGAAAUUCAUCACAAGGCUUUUGAGAAUAAAGGAUCAAACUCACAAAAGUAAAGUUGUUUUUUAACAGGAGAAAUAGAAACCCAUUUCAUUAGCACUCUGCGGUCACAUAUUCAUUUGCAUAGUACUGAUGGGCUUUUCUUGGCCAUAUUAACAUAAUGAUAAUGUUUGAGUUUAUUGUGCUGUAUGAAACCCCCCUGAGGUGUUUCUAAACUUGGAUUUAUUGUCAGCGGUCAAGUGAAGCCCCAAAAGAUUAACAUGUCGGCCUUUAAACUCCUGUGUUGUUACAUUCCCAUUUUAUUGAGCUCCAGAUUUCCUUUUAAUGAGCGGUGGAAAGGUUUUACAGCAGCUCGUCAACCUGUCACGUUUUUAAUUUUGGACGAGGCCUCUGGGAGUGAUUCCUGUAACAGCUGUAACAUAACGCCCGCUGCGCUGUUAUUUCUACGCGUGUGCGAGACUGAACGAGAGCCAAGCAUUUUGUCAAGGUUUGUGAGAGAGAGAUGCUUUUACGAUUGAAUAAAGAUGACUGUCAUUAUCAUUAAGCAGUUUGGUAAUGAAACGUGAAAACAAGGUUGUUAAACCGUCAACCCUCAUUGUGGGAUCAUUACAUAACAUUUGCACGAGUAGAAUAAAAUGUAAAACAGUGCCUUAGUACAUCCACUCUAUUAUCUUCUUAACUUCAUUUUCUCCACCUUCCUCUUUGUUUUUAAUGUGAAUCAACAUAGGAAACUUUGGCCUGCCGCUACCUCUACACACCAAUAUUUUCGUGACAAUUUCGUCAUCUGUUUAGCCUUCAUCUGCAUUUCUGACGGGGGUAGCACUCAUUUUCUUUUUUUCUCACUGACAGUGCUGUCGGCUUGACAUGCUAAAGUGCUAUGGUUGCGUGUAGCUGCAGUGCGGUGCAACCCGGAGCAACUUCUCUUUUCAUUGGCUAUUCGUAUAGUCUACUGAAACGUGGAAGAAUGCCGGCUAUCAAACAGGAUAUUGACCAUGUUUUAUACUGAUAUUGAGGAAAAUAAUUAUAUAGUAAUCGUUUUAUCGCCCAGCCCUACUCCUGAUGCAUGCCUUUUACAACUGUACUCAGUGUUGUGGAUUGAAUUAGUGUACACUGUAUUAUAAGUGCCCAGUGUGAUAUUUUCAGUCGGGUUUGAAAUCUCUGGCGGCACCGAUUUGUGGCAGGGUGGAAAACCUUGUGUGUGUGUGUGUGUUUGUGUGUGUGUGUGUUUGACUUGGUCUGAGUGUGUUUGCAUUUGAAGCUCCUGCCUCAUGGUUACAUGCCCUGCUCCUCGUAUCCUGACAAUGUGAAAUCACACGCUUGGAUACCAAUAUGAAGCCUCUACAGAGAUUGAUGUGUAAAUACAGAGGAGCAGCGAUUGCACCAAGUGGUAAAUAUCUAGGACGGCUGGUUUUAGCCGUGUUGAGCCAUCAGUUGUUUCAAAAGUCAUGUGAGGAGUUUGUAACAGGUUGUGAAACAGAUGGAGGUCGAUACUGAUGCCUGUUUAUGACCUACAAAAACAAACAAGACCAUUAGCAAAAACACUGAUACUUUCUGUGUCCUUGUUUUUUUAUGUGAAACUGCAGAGAAGGGGUAGGGGUAGACUAGAUGAUUGACAGCAUGCCCCACAAUCUGUUUUUAUGUUUUAAAUGGCAAAUAAUCACAACGAGCGACACAUUUGACUCUUACAAGACAGGAGAGUGAGACUUUUUGUUGGAAAAUACCAUCUCUGUAUUAAGAAAAGUAACAACAGGGGCAAAAUGGACUCCAAAUUCCUCUCAAAGUGAAUUUCUGCAGAUGUGACCUACUAACGGUAUCUUUAAACGUUUAAAAAAACUGCUCUUAAAUGAUGGCAUCUUAAAGCCUCUUUAUGUAGAGCUGGGCGAUAUGGCCUCAAAUCAAUAUCACGAUAUACUGAGCAGUUUACCUCGAUAAUGGACGAUAACUACUUCACAAGCUGCUCAUCCCCUCCCACAUUAACUUCGUCUACUCCAGCCACUACGACUUUUGAACCGUCCUCCAUCUCCUCACCUGUCUUUCCCUCUUUGUCACAGACUGGAUGUGGUGAAGUCACGUCUCCUUUGUAGAACAGCAUCUUACAGGGACAUGGGACCAGAGCCUACCUACACACAUCCAAAACCAACUUUUAUUCAUUUAUUUUUUUGACAACGAAUAUACUAAUAUGGGCAAAAUGACGUUGGUUCUUGUAAGUUUUGGUAUCGGUAAAUUUUAGGAUUAUCUCCCACCUCUACCUGUAUGUAACUUUCUCUCUGUCUUGACUUUGGUGCCCCUUGUGGACAAAACAAUAACCCUAAUGUUGUUGCUAAUGUGGUGUUUAUUGACAAAAAUGAUCCCUCUCUUGUCAUUUUACUGGGAAAUUUGUGACUCAAUGUGACUGUUUGCUUCUCACAGGAGCUUUAAAUCGAAAGAGCAAGCUGGCCCGUGGGCAUUAUAGUACACAUCUACACUUUUGGUUACUUUUGGCUUUGUUAAAUUGUUGGAUUUUAUCAAAUGCAAGAAACAAUGGCAACAAUGCAUUAUCAGCAUCUUAUAUCAGCCGCUAGCCAACCUGCUCUGUUAUAAUCAGCUCUGGAAAACCUGCAGCCUCCAGUUUUUUUAUCGUAGCAGACUUGUUUGAGUGUUCACUGGAGAAAAAGUGACUCUGCUUUGAUUUAAGUCCUAAAACCUGGUGGAAAAGUUGACCUCAGUCUUCCUCACAUUGUCAACUUCCUUCAACUGAUUGAAGAUUAAAUAGAUUUUCCCUCCUAUCACAUGUUAACGACCCUCCCCUUCUCCUCCUUUCACUCUUCAGUCGAUCUUAUCUCUCCCUGUUAUCUCUCCUCCCUCACUUGAAGUUACUCAUUCCCUCAGUGCCCUUCAGACUUCUUCUCCUCACACCCAUUCCUCCCCUCCCAUCUGUGAAGUCAGGCCUCUGUGUGCCUCUUCCUUCACAGUUUCACUCUGCCUGAACUUACUGUCUGUAUGGGACUACUUCUUUCCUCUCUGGAGUAAAACUAUGGGCCUGGAUCUGGACUAAAGGAGACAUUUGAAUUCAUCAGGGUUUUUUCUUUUUUGCACUUCUUUAUUCACACCUUUGGUUGUUCUUCUUGGUGGAUUUCACAUCAGUGUUUUGAGAAUGGCAGCCCCACCACUUCUCCUGUACAUUGACAGGUGAGAAAUGCAAGGCUCACUACACCUCAGUGUUUUCCUUUUCCAGUAAGAUACAGAUUUGUUUAAAGUUCAGCUUUUCCUCUAAACAUCCUGCCCUUUUGAAUUGAUUGUUUGACUCCUACAAAAGCAGCUCUACGCCCUGCUCCUUCUGCUCUUUCAUGAUGGGAAAGAGACUCGGCGUACUCUGCUUUCCCUCCUCUUGUACCGGCUUGUUUAGGAUUUCAGAGCCAGAUCUCCUCUUUGUUAUUUGAGGCGUAGUUGAACCUCUGGGAGCUCUUAUCACCUCUCUGCACACACAAGACCAAACACAAGGGUUUAGAAAUCCUAAAUAUUCUGCAGAGACUCGACUACAAACACUCAGAGUUUGAACCCAGGCUCCUCUGGCAGCCCUCAUGGAUGUUCUGGCUGUUCCACUUGAGCAGUGGACCAUAGCUGCAGCCAUUCAGCUGUCACGUUGAGGCGCAUUUGGUUGCUCUGAAUUCAAAUCAUGCUCUUUGUUUUGUGGAAGUUUGUUUGCUAGUGUACAGGAGGGCUAAAAAUAUGAUGUUAUAAUAAAGCCUGGGGUUUAAAGAGCUCAAAGUUUAGUCUUAAAGUCAGGCUCUGCUGUGUAAAGAUGGCUCUCAGGUUAAUCUUUGCAGGAUUGUUUUUAUGGCGGUUCAGGGGUUACUCAAGUUCAUCUUCCUCCUGCAGUUCAAAGCCAGGUUACAGUAUCUUUUCACAUCAGUGUAGUUGUACUUUAAAGAUGUUUUUCUUUGAUUUUGAUUUUAACUUGUAAGAAGUCCUUCAAGAUUUAUGUUUUUACUUUUGACUGGUGAUUCCAGACGGUUCAAAACACCUUUUAACAAACACAGAGAAAAACACAGUAAGAUUUCAUUAUUUACUUCUUGAGCUUUAAGUCGACUUUUGACCCCACAGCUCUGCAAGAUGCUCCCAGAUCCCGGCCUCACUAUUGUGAAACUCUGCCCCUGACAUACUGAGGUCAUACUGUACUAUCACUUUGUCAGCUGUUAGACCCCUUCAGAACUCUUUGUUCUGGUUUCAGAGCAGUAAGCCUUGUUUCAUACAUGUUGUUAGAGGUACAUGAGUUGACACACUGAUAACAGCUUUGCGGUACGGCAACAGUGGAAGAGGGUGCCAGAGUCUGUUGCUGAAAUGAAUUGGAAACAUAAAUCUGACUGACAUAAAAACUUCUGAUGUGAGCAGAAUAUCGUCUCUUUGGAUUUAAAACAGAAAUUUAAGUUUUUAAAUGAUCUGUUUCCUGUUUUUUCACUCAUCGGCCCUUAAAAAGAACUCAAGCUCAGUCGUAUAGGAGUUACGUUUGUGCACGUGCAGGAAUGCUCUGAUAGGAAUGCCAGAGAUCAGUAUCCUGGCGUAAAACGUCAUUUUCUAACUGAUUAGUGUCAGGUUUAUGAAGCUUGAUGUGAUGCCUGAUGGGUUUCUGGCUGUUUCACGUGUUUUCACUGAAGACGUUUCAAGUGCAGGAGAGAAAAAAGUAUGUUUUUCACUCAGUCUCCAACUCUUCAUCUUCCUACACUACACCGAACUCUGUGUAAGCAGUACAAACAGCCUCCACCUGCAGGCUUUGACUGAAGGAUUUAAGAUCAUUUCUGAUGCAUGCUUUUCUCUGCAAACACCAAUAUUGCGCCAAUAUCUUUAUGUACGCCUCUUCAAAAGAACAAUUUGAAAUAAAUUUCUGCAGAUUCAGGUGCAGAAAAGCAUCACAAGUUCAACUUUGGGCCAAGAUGAGCAUCAGUCAUGUACAAGCUGAUAAAACAUUGACAGUUGGAGUUUAAACCCAACGGUAAACCUUGAGUCGAGGUAUUUUAUCGUCACCUCACUGGUUGUUACCUGUCAGAAUCUUGUUUCUUUUGUUUCCUCUUGUUUAGAUUAGCUUUAGAGGUUUUUUGCUCUUUUUAAUCUUCUCUCUUAACUGAAAUUUUCUGUCUAGAUUGUCAGCCCGCUGAUGGAUUUUCUUUGAAAUUGGCUUGAUAAAGCUGUUAUUGAAAUCUGAACACUUUGCUCUUCAAGUGCAGCACGCUUUUUGUGCUUCAGCCUUUUUCUGUGUCUCCUCCUUGAAAAGAACAUUUAAUAAAAACCUGCUAGUACUUUCUCCACAGCCUCUCUUAGCACACCUGUCAUGUGCCGGCUUUUAACAUCUACGCAGUCACUCCACUUCCUCAUUAAAGGCUGAAGUCAGCCACAGAAUGAGGAAAUACCUCCCUCAGCUAGUACCAUCUGUGUGUACUCCAGUGUCUCUGUUUGCAGAGUGGAAAUAUGCGGCAGUGAUGUGAAACAUGCCACCAGCAGGGAAGCAAGAAAGUAAAUAAUGUUUAAGGUGCGGUGCUGGAUAAUGCAUUCACAUGUUCUGGCUGCACCUGUACAUGCACACCUUUUUGUGAAGAAAAGUGUAGAGCCGGUUUUUGUGAAACAUGAGAGGCUCAUGAUUCAUGAAGAGGAUUGUGCACUUGGAGAAGCAGACUGUUGUCUCCGGGCUGAAAGGUAACAGAUUAUCUGAUGUCCUGACGCGCAGCAGAGAGACAAGGUUAAUGUGUACCUGUGUUCGGUUUUACAUGUUAACACUGUGAGUGUGAUCAGCUGACCCGUCUUUGACUUUGACUGCUCACUCUGCAGCUGACUCUUGCUUAUGUUUAUCAGCCAUUGCAUAACAGGCUUUUACAGGGAUAUAACAUGCACUCAUGCAGCUUAAUUUUUUUACACUCACAGUUAUUUGGUUUGAGGGAUUAUUUGUAUUUGAGAUAUUUGAAUGAAAGAGUGGAGCUGCAACAGCUGCAAGUGGCUCACAGAAGCUUCAUUCACAAAUUCUCUACACUCAUGAAAACUUUGCACUUUCAGAAGUGCAGUGCUCAGAUUUUCACACCACACUUUUCCUUUUAAAUAUGCAAAUGCAACAGCUGAUUUUGUGCAAAACUUUUAAGCUCCGAUGGAAGCUCGUCUGAGGACAACUGAGAGAGAGAGAGAGGGGCCACUGGUGACUCCCACCCCUAAUAAAAACAGACUUUGAGAUGGAGGCAGUACUGAUCCCAAAAGCACUGAUCCAUGCAUUAAUGUUAUUUUACACCAAAUUGUACCAAAAAAAAGAUCUUUUGCACAUGGAUUGUUCACAGAUUUUGCACCAAUAUGAAAAUGCAUCACAAACUUAGGGGUUGCUUCCUUUAAUAAGUUCAGUGACUCUUUUUGGCCUCAAACAAUCGUCACCCCUCUGAUCCUUGUUUUGUGAAAGUAGUUGUUGAACACAGACUGAAGGCUGUGUGUCUAACUGACAGCUGUUUCAUAGACAAACACAGGAGCCUGCAGCAGACAUGGUCUGUUAUCACCGAAUGAAGCCUUCAGUCUACGACCUGUAGCUGCGUUUGCUCUCAUCUUGUCAGCUUGUUUCCUGUCAUCAACACCCAGGAGGCAACCAGAGAGGUCAGGACCAGCUGUGUAGGCUAAAGGUCGGUUUGAGAAAAAACUUCCACCACUCCAGGGUCGACAGGGACAGAGGAGUGCGGUUUCAGCACAGCUUGUUUAACGCUGAUUUAUGCUAAUAAGAUAAACUAUCUCUGGAGAGUUACAGUCACCUGAUCAAGGUGAGCUGUUUGUAGAUGAGAUUCAGCUCAGACAAACACAGGAUACAGACCCUUUGAUGUUACAGCAGCCUGUUUAUGUCACAUGACCUGGCCUGGAGAGGCUUUUUAUCUGACCCUUUAUUCCUGUCUUUUCACAGCUCCCCUCUAUUCAGGCGUCUAAUUAAAGCCCCCGCUAACAGCUCUGUGAAAGCUAAUGAAAGGCAUAGCUUUCUAAAUGGUGCUGUGAAACCUGCUGGAAAGAGAGGAGCCUUUUCUGCUGCGUUGCAUGUGGUUUUUAACACCAGCUGGUUUCAAGCGUUGGAGAGCAGACAGUCCGGCAGGAAUGUGAAAUGAAGAGAUUUAAUUAUUUGAUGAUUUUUUCAACUUUAUGGCAGAUUUAUUGGUUGAAACUCGCCGUUAUUUUGCCUGCAGGUGCCUCCUGCUGUUUAAUUUUUCAUAUUAAGAAUUACUUCAUAAAAGCAUCAUGCUUUGCUUUUAUAGACCAUUAAAAGACCUUAAAUCUCUCACUGAGGCUUUAAAACAAUGUGAAGGAAGGUUGUUAAAAUGCUCCUCCUGUGUUUCUGCUUUCACAGUUAUUGGGAGCCUGUCUUUUUGCAGGGGUACUCACACUCUUAACACACCUCUGCAGGUCCCACCAGUGACCCAGCAAACACUGUAAUCUUAGCUCUGGGGUGCAAUGACCAUAUUUAUUUGUCCUCCAUCUCUCCUCAGGAGCUUGUUUGCCAGGAGGCUGAAGGAGAGUCGACCGGUGGAGCAGAGAGAUCCAGGCUGGAAGCUGUUUGGAAAAGUCCCACCACGGGAAACUCCCACCAAGGACCCGAAGAGAAUCCAGAAGGUAGACUUUUAAUUGAAGUCACUGUCACAUCAUACAUGAAGACCACCAACUUAAACCUCUGAUUAAGAAAAAACACAAGACACAAGGUUAAUGUGAGAUAGUAUACACAAAAAUAAACAAAAAAAAUGACACAUUUCCAUUAAAAACAUGUUGUUUUCUGCAGUUCAGUUAUAGAUGAAUUUUAUAUCGAGCCCUCAUCGCUCCCUCAGGCAAAUGUUUGAAGCACUGCUCUCCCCUCCAACAAAUAUUUGUCGAACGAAACAACAAGAGUUUUUUUGUUUGUUUACAGACUGUUUGUUUGCUUUUCUGUGUUUUCUGUCAGAGCUGAUCAGCUGAGAAUGGUUCAGGGAAGAGCUUUUGUUCUUUUAGUGUGAAACAUACAAGAUUAAUUUAACGAAGAUUAAGAAAAUCCAGAACUUUCCUCUAUUUUCCUUUUAUAUGUUUUAUCAACUUCCUUCUUUUGAUUCUCAUGUUUUCUGUUCCCAGGCUCUAGGCCAGCCAUUGUGCAAAAAACUCUGUGUGUUCGAAUUUUGUUUUUCUGGCCUCGCUCUGGCCCCUCAGCUGUGGUUUGUGUUGCUGCAAUCACUUGUGUUUGUCACAUGUGGUCCACCUGAGCAAGAGGGCCAGAUGGUUUAAGUGUGAGCAAUCAAUGACAGCUUUAUAAACCACAACACUAGCCAGCUCUGUGAAAUGUGGUUACAGAUUUUAUAUGAAAAUGUUGAAUGGUUAUGGAGGCUUUGAUUCAGCAUGGGAGGUGUUCAGGUUUCUGUUUGCAGUUCAAGUAGUGUGGACUUGUAAUGUGUCAGCAGGAUUUAGUGUUUGUAGGAGAAGAGCCUGUAUGGAGAGCAAAAACAGGGGGAAUGCUACAUACUAUUUUUUAUCAGCAGGACUCAAACAGGAUUUUACUAUCCUCCAUAAGUGUAUCUAUCUGUUCUAGAUCAGAAACUUUGAAGGCAUGAAAUAUAAAACACAGUUGUAGGCCUGAAAUGAUUCCUCGAGUACCGCGAUUACAAAAAAUGAUCCAGGAAUUUUCCCUGCCUCAAUACUCGUUUAUAAGCUGAAAUCGUCACUGUUUCGCACUAAUUAUUUUCAAGGUGACACAACGCGCGGACGUCAUCACGGCAGAAGGAGGAGUAAGCAGGUUUUGGUUUUGCGGAGCAGAAAAAAUGAAUAAGAGGGACUUUUCUUUUGCAGAGCUCCAGUAGCUCAUUAGCAAUUCACCUUUGAGUCGUGGGCGGAGACAGCGCUGCUCUGCACACUCCUAUUCACGCUCCUCUUUACGCUAGCUUGCAGCCUAACAUUGUCGAUGAAGUAGCAGAAAGAGGUAACAUAGGAGCCAUUCAGCUUUCAGACACUCAUGUCUUUGGGGACAUGAUGAAAGUUAAUGUCAUAAUUAGCUUUCUUACAAGCAUUACAAACUGCUAACGCACACACUUGUUCCGCGAUUGUCCUCUCUAUUUCUAUGAAGUCUGGCCUUCAUAGCGGGGCUUCAGGGGCGGAGCUUGGUUUUGUGACGUAGAAAUUCUCACUGUAUGUGAGCCUGCCGUUUGGGUCCGAUUAGUUGAGUAAUCGGUAGAAUACUUGAUUACUGAAAUAUUCAAUAGCUGCAGCCCUACACUGUUGCACUUCUUGGAUGCUUUUCAAAGUAAGAGCCAGAUCUGUUUGGUGACUGCCCUCAUUUUCUCACUUAUUUCUGAAUGUGCUCCCUGGAUGGCUUCACGUAAAUAAAAUGGCCUAACUUGCAAGAUCUCAAAAAAUAAAACCCUUCUUGAUUCCCUGAGCUUAACCCUUUACCAAUUGGACUUUUGUGUACACGAGGAAACAGUGUGUCUUGUGGACAAUAACUCCAAAACAUAGAACUAAAAGGAUGAGAGAGGGCAGGCAUGGAAUGCAAAAAUUAAGUGAAACUUCUCCAAAUAUCAAGUGGACUAAAUGAUUAUGGUUCAGUGGUAUAUUUGUAAUUUCUUUUGUGGUUUUGGAGGCCUGUGUUUCAGAGCAGCUGUUGUUUAAAGGUCAAAUGGAUGAGAAAAUGGCUGCAAUACUGUUUAGCAGAGCUUAUUGCUGAACUCUGGGGAAAACAAAGACCAACAAGUCAUAAGUGUUCUGACUCAGCACAGAUAACAGGCACAGUGUGUUAUAUAACAGAGUCGUCUUAAUUAUCGAGAACAUUAUGUAGUGACGGGCUGUUGCCAGGUACAUUCCCAGGUGUGUUCUGAAAUACCUGUAACACAACAACCUGAACACUCCCAUCAGUCACAUUGAAGAUCUUUUGCUACUAUUAGAGGAUCACGUGCAGAGAAAACCAGCGAGUCAGCACUUUUUUCACAGCAGUUCUUCUAGAAACACUGAAUCGCCUGAUCACUUUUAACAGACUUAAAAUCUAAACCUUUUUGCAUUUGAUAUAAUUAUAUAACUCUAAUUCCAAAAAGUUGGGACACUGUUCAUUGAAAAAAACAAGAUGGUUUGCAAAUCCGUUGAACCUUAUAUAUCAUUAGACAAAGUGCAGCACAACAUAUCAAAAAUGAAGUUAAAACUUAAUUGGUUUAAAUGUGCUCAUUUUAAAUUUAUCACUUACCACUUUAUUGUUUACUCAAGGCGUAAAUUUUAAUUAUGGUCAAACAUACCGUAUCAUUUCUAAGAAGUAAUAAUCAUUUUGCACUGCAGAAGCGGUGGUUCUUCUGACUAAGUGUCUCGGUCUGAUUGUAUUUCCAUAAAGUAAUAAUCAUAAAUGUUCUUCCUUGGGCUGCGAAACUCCGCUGCGCUCAGUGAUCGACUCGUCAGGGCUCCCCCAAAAACAGGUGGCUGCUGGAGGAGAGUGGGUGAGUUGUGUUUGGUCUCUUUGCUAAAGAGAUUAGGCAAAGCUAAGAAUAUUUUUUGUGGCUAGUGCUAUGGCUGGGACGCUGUAUGUACUGUUGCAGAAGUUAGGUGCUGUUCUGAGCAUUAUAUGUGGCUAUAGAGUGGCUUUUUGGUUGAGGUUUGCGGGUGGAGACAAAGAUCGCUGUGUAUUGCUAUCGUGCGGUCGUUAUGAAAGUUGGUAAAACUAGAGAAGCAAGCAGUCGGCAACAUUCACCUCUCGAGGGGGUGUCUAACUCGGUGUUAUGGUGUGUUUGGCCAUAACUUAAAUUUACGGCGGAAUAUCCCUUUAACAACAACUCUGUAGGUGUUAGGGAUCCACAAAGACCAGUUUCUGGAGUUAUAGAAGUGAUACAGGGUUUCAGCUGCUCAACACUUCAAGUUCCUUUUUGCUUUGAUGUUUUCAGCACGAUGCGUAAAAUGUAUUUUUCUAUUGGUGACGAGGUGGAACUGCAGGCAGGCCAGCUUAACACUAGGACUCUUCUACUACUGAGCCAUGCUGUUGUAAUAUUCUGUUGCAGGAUAUGGUUUGGCAUUGUCAUACUGGAAUGUAAAAGCCUUGUCUGGAUGGCCCCUAGUCCAUGCUCCAUAACCUGUAUACAUAUAGCAUCAAUCGUGCAUUUCCAGAUGUUUACUUCAUCCGUGCUUUGUGCUCUCAUACAUCCUCAUACUAAAAGGGAUGCUGGUUUUCGAGUUGUACACUGGAUGAACCAUCCAUAAUCAAUCUUUGCUGAAAGGACCCCCUGUGCUGCUGACUAGGCAAUGCAUUAUCAAUCAAUGAGGGUUUGAGUAGGUGAUUAAAAAUUAUUCUUAAAGUGAAUACAUAUUUGCAUACUGGGUGGUUUUCAGUUUUCCCUGCAGUCCAACUCUGAAGGUGUUUGAAGACAAUAAUUCUUCCUCAUCGGUCAGACUGGAAGCUUGGGGGCUGCAGGAGCAUCCCCCUGAGCAUGUGAUGCAGUGUUUGUGUGCUGAAAUUCAAAAUGUCAAGGUCUUUGAGAGCCCUUUGUUAGGCAGUCAGCCAGUGCAUGAACAACGGUACCACAUUUUCCAGAAAACAGGAAGGCAAAUAUCCAGAGUAAAGAGCUCGACAGCUCCCUGCUGGUAAAACAGACCAAGGAAAAAGAUGGCAGCCUGUAAUCAGAGCCUGUGGAAACCUGUUAUCAUGCCACCAUUGACCCUCUGAAUUGCACAUUAACAGCACAAAGAGCACAGACAAACAGUCGACAAAUCUGCGCCCCGGCUUUAAAUAGUCUGUAAUGUUAAAUAUCUUGUUCUAGUUGUUGGUUUGAAUUCAUACCCUCAGGAUCGACAUACAAACACUCACACACGCACCCACACCUUAACUUCAUCUCGCGUGUGGUUGUAACCUAAUAUCAGACCUCAGGAGUCGGCUAACACGGCUCAGCUUACAACCUUUUGUCUCGGCUCUGACGCUGCAGUUUAAAGGCGGGUUUGUAAACCUGUUUGUGUGUGUGUGUGUGUGGGAGGGGGGUUGCUUUAUUUGCUUAAGUUAUUGUUCAGCUGCUAAAAGACAAAGUGUGAGUUAUUUCCACCUGCAACCUUUUCCCCCUCACAGAGGAACGCUGUGGAUCCAGUCCUAUAAUGGGAUUUACUGGCUUCGAGUUUCUGUGAGUCUGGGGAGGCCUUACUUUAAUACCUGCUGAAAAAGUAAUUAAGUAAGACAUUUGUAACCCUGCUGGGCCUCUGAAUCACUCUGUGGCAGCCCAGGCAUGUCUCAGUAAGUGGGAUAUUGAAUUAAAAUUGGACAAUAAUCCCGGCAGGAGUUUGAAUUUUAAUGCAGAGUCAUUUCAAAAGUUUCUACACAGGAAGAAAGUCUGAAUUCAACACUCAGAUGGAAGUUUUCAGCAUAUUUUUUUGCAUUGAUGUUUAUUUUAAUAUGAUUGAUGAAAGAUUGAUCUAAUCAGAUAUUAUUAGAGUUCUACGUGUUAUAAUAAUGCCAUAAAUCUAGGCAUUAAUGUAAGAUAUCAAGUAUCACUAUCCUCAGCUGCUUUUACAGUUCUGACCAGGGAAGCUGAGCAGCUGAAACCUGAUCCGUUACUCUGAGGUUGAUUACAAUGCCUGCCAGGACCCAGCAGAGUGCAGAGCUCCUCUCAGUGCAGGGAUGGUGACUAAUAACACACGGCGGUGCUGAUUUGCUGACACACAAGCGCACACACACACACACACACACAUACACAGUCACAGAGCAGCAGAGAUAGACCUGAUGCAGAGCGGCUCAGAGUAGCGUCACUGCUCAGAGAGAUAGAUAGAGGGGGGUGGAGGUGAUAGAGGGGUAUCAUGCUGCUGCUGCUGCUGCUGCAUCGUUUCCAAUGCGGGGUGUGUCCCUCUGUCGGCAGCCUGUCUGUCCCUCUGCCCUCCUUUUUCACCUCCUCUGUCUCCUCCUCCUCGCGCUGUUCUCACUCCUGGGUAUAUGGUUGCCAGGAGUGAGCCCUCAGGAGCAGCAAUGACGCUAGGCUAAGGUUUUGGAAACAACCCCCCCUCCCCAUCCCACUGGAGGACUGCUGGUCUGUAAGGAACUGCAGCGUUCAUGGUGAGUGAGCAUUUGGAAAGCGGGUGACCCACUGUCUCUCUCCUUGUCUGGCAGAAUCAGAGGGCAUCAGUAGUCGGAGGGUGAAAGAGAGGCAGCCGAGGAGGAGGACGGCUCGGGUUUCACAUAAUCGCCUCUUUCAGCUCGUUGUAGCUCUGCGCUUCGUGCCGGGGUGACGAUAGUCAGGAUGUCUCUGGAAGGAUGAAUUUGGUGUUUAUCCAUGUAACUCAACCAACUUGGUGCUCUCACACUGUCGCACGUGCACCUCUUUUCUAUUUUGGCUUUUUGAAGCAUGUCAGGGGAUUUCCUCCUCCUUUUAUCUCUGCUGCAGUUAAAGAGACACAGCUCAUCUAACAGGGACUCUGUUAAAAAAAGGAUUAUAUCUGAGUGGUUUCUAGAGUCCUCCUGUUUAUCUGCAGAUUAAUGCUGCCAGAUCAUCAUGAUCUGACCAAAAAACAGUGCCGUCGUUGUAUGAAAUCCAUUCUGUUCUCCAGUGUCCUAUCAGAUCUUCAAUGUGUGUCAGCCUCAGUUUUCUGUCACUUUGAGUAACCAGAUAGGAUAACAGUGACACUAAAGGAUGUGCGCGGCCUACAUUCAGCAGAUCAAGUUCACGUUGAGGUUAAUUUUUCAAAGGAUGACUGUAAAACAUGUUGCGAUGGGGCUUGAGUUUCAGCCAUCAAAGUUGAUUAUUGCCACACUGUGUGUAUGUGACUGAGUAGCAGAAAGAAAUCAGUGCAUGGGCAGAAAUAACCAGUUAGACAUGCUUUUGAAUUACCACCAUUUUGCACCUCUCUGGGAGAUUUGCGGAGAAAUUGGUGGCUUUGAUGGUGGUCUUUCUGUGAAACAUCCUUGUGCGUGCUUAUGUUGAGAUUUUAGAGACUGCUGUGAAUGUAUUAUGAAGGGAAUAGAGUCAGUUCAGAUUUAGUAGAUGUUUGAGUGAGGAAGAUAAACAGAAGUCGCAUUGACCCAGAAUUUUCUCUCAUCAGAAGUUUUGACCGAUAUUUUCAACUUUUUCCUGCAUGACCAUUUCAUCCAUAUUUAAGACUUACUUUUAUCAGUUAGUCAUCACAAGUGGCCCCACGGUACGAUUUUAUCACGAUACUUGGGUCACAAAAUGAUAUAUCACGAUUUUAUCAUUUUGCAAUACAGUGAGUGUUGUGAUACAAUAUAUUGUGAUUUAUACAAUUUUUUCAACUGUUUAACUAAUUUAGCAUUUGUCUCUCCUUAUGUUUGUCUUAUUUACGCUGUAUUUUAUUGUCAUGUAGCACAUCUUGCAAUCCUUAUAUAUAUUUGUUGUACUAACUUUCACCUGCUCAAUGUCACCUCUGCCAACCUCACUGGACAAGCAGUUGAUUUUAUUUUUCCAUUGUCAUAGAUUUAACUUCAUUUUAGCAAUUAAUUUUAAAAAUCGAUACGAAAAAAUCACCAGACAAAAUAUUGCGAUACUAUGCUGUAUCAAUUUUUUUCUUCCACCCCUAGUUAGUCCAUAGAGUUUUCAGCAUAUUUAAGUUAUAUGUGGCUGUUGUUUGUGACUAUAAAACAGACCUUUUUUCACCUGUGGCGUUAUUGUGGACAGCAGCUCAGUGCACAGCCCACUAAGCCUGUUGAGAUAGCAUAAAUGUUGAACUAAAAUAGGGCAACACACUUUUGAUUCUUUCCUUUGUAAACCUUAAACUGUUAAUGUUUAGCAGAUAAAACCUAAAGAAAGUGGAGGAGCUCAGCUCAGAGCCCCCCUGACAUCCCUAUAUUUUACUUUGUGGUUGACCACUGUCCCCGAUAAGCCUACAGGAGCCACAUAUUUUUACUUUUCCACAUAGUUAGUUUGCUUUUGUUUUUACCUGUGUUAUAAAAGAUUUUAUCCACCUUGGGAGCCAGGGUGAUAUGCAGCUCAGUGCGCAGUCUCCAAAGCUAAUCCGGAGAGUUUCAAAGAGACACAUUGUUGAAAAGCUGAAUUUAGUAUUUUUACAAGUUUCAAUCACAGUAGGAGGCAUUAGGAAGGGGGGUAAGGCUAGUUCCUGGCAAAACCCUUUGAACUUAAACUAAAACAAAAAGGACCAGUUGCAGCAAAAUUUGGCAAAAGGGUCGAAACAGUAAACACAAAAAUGUCACUUUUAGACUCACUAAGUUAACAGUUGUUGCUCCUGUUUCACUAAAGUGUGAUCUGACGUCACCCGUCUGAUUAAUGACUCCUUUUAUCAUAAUCACUCAGAAUAAUGAAACUGCAGUGAAAUUUGCGUUACAGAUCAUACCAGUGAACUUAUAACCCACCAGACAAACAUACCUGCCACCUGGAAACACCGCAGACCCCAUCUGACUCAGUCACUCUUGAUUUUGAGGUGCAGUGGAAAACCCUGCAGGGCUGCCUAAAGCUGUUUCCACUUUAAAGCUGAGUUUGGCAUGCAGUGAAACAAGAUGAAGCACCCCGCUGUGGCCUUCAACUCGCAGAUUGCUUUAUUGAGAAAGCAAGGGGUGUUUUCAUGCGGUUACGAUAGAAAGGCACCAAUUUAAAGUAAACCUGUUUUAACAGCAGGGAUGAACUCUCUAUAGAUUUUUUCACACACCAUAUAAUAGUCAAGGAUUAAUGUUUGGCUGCAAUAUGUGAAUAUACAAGCUUUACAUCUUUACAUGACAUCCUCAGAGUCAUGUCUCAGUAUGUUGCUUCUCAGAGUUAUAUUUUUAAAUCCCAUAAAUCAUCAGCAGCCGAUAUGACAGCCUGUCAGUCCAUUCUGGCACCCAUAGAGCUUUCACAUCUCUACCAGGAAACUGGAGGACUGAAGUGAACGCCACCGUGAUGGAGCAUGUUACUGUAGCACGGGAAACAGUUGCUAUUCCAAACAUGCAGAGAGAGAAGUAGAGCUGAAGAGAAGGAAGGUUUUCUUUUUUUUUUACAGUAAAGUAAUCAGAGUAACUUAGCAGCGUAACAUGUAAAGGUGCUAUUGUAGCUGGUGGUUCAUGUGUAAGGGAAGAAAGAGUCAUUGUUGCUCUGGUUGUAGGAUUGGAUCCCAGUCCAGAAAGGAUGUGGGGCAUGACAUUCCACUCUGUCUCCACAGUUUCAGUUUUUCAAAAUCCAAUAAAGGCCCAAAGCCCCUUGAACUAUCUUAAAUCUAGGUUAGGAUGAUCUGGAUUCAGAAAUCCACUUUUUACAGUGCAGGAUUGGUCCACACAACUCACAUUUCUUUCAAAUCCUUAAAAGAAAAAGCGGAUUCAGUCAACCUCAUUUGUAUCAGAUGUGUCAAGAUGACCAAAUUUGGAUUUCAGGUCCUCUAAAUGGGACAUAAUACGGCACACUUUUUCCACAAGGGGAACUGAUAUCCAAUCUGAAAUCCUUAAGUCAACCUCAUCAAUGAUGACAUGUUAGCAGAGGGCGCUCUUGUUGUUACCUGACCAUUGAAUUACACUCUUGACUUCAGUAAAAUAAUACAGUUUGCUACAAUCAAAGACAUCCUGAGCAAACAGCCAUGACUCUAAAACAUCAGAGAAGUUGACAAUGAGAUGCUGACAGUAUUUCCUGGUAGCAUAAUAGUUUUGUAUCUUUUGGCUGCUUAGAUGAGUUGCGCAAGCUUGAAUCAGGUAACCCCACAGCUGCAGGAGGAAGUCUCUGCUCUUUUUCACACAUUCCCUCCCUCAGACACACACCUCUGUUCAUCUUCACACAUAGCCUGUCUCUUGUUUCACCUUUUUGGUAACACCUGCAGGGCUGUUGAACACAAGCCAGAUUUCCUCUAUCCUCGCUGACUGUCUGCCCUUCUCUCCUCUGCCUCUGUAUCUGCAGUGUGCAUCCACUCUCAGGGUGCAAAGCUCCCUCUAUCCUCUUUAAUCGACCUGCAGCUGCUCCCUUGAGAAAACGUUUCUUAUAAUUCAAGCAGCAGCACAGCAUGUGCAUAUUACCUGUCCUGUUUACAGCAUAUAUAUGUUUAUUUAUGGCUUAUAUAGUAACGUUCAAUGACCCUAAUCAAACUUGAAUCAAAACAAAGCUUUUUUAAAGUUUUAAACAAAAUAAAAACCUCAACAUUAAUUCAUGUCUGAGAAAGACUUACCUUGUGUUCAGUUUGAUUUUUAAGUUCAACCCAUGUCUCAUCUGUUUGCAUGGAGGAGGCCGGCUUUAUGACCUUUACUGCAGUCAAUCUGCAAAAGGAGGGUUUUGACCUGACGGAUGGGAUUCAGUAAUGUCAUCUAUUUUUAUGUAAAGCCAACAAUCUGGACUCAUUUGAAGCAGACAUUUUUGCACAAAAUUGUAUAAGAAGUAUCCAUCAUGUUUAAUGGAGUUACAGUGAUUUACUGUACUUUUUCUGCAUGAAUACAGUUUUACAUAAAGCAUUGUCAGAGGCAUUGUAAGGUCCAGUUUCAUUUCAAAGUAAACUAGGUUUGCUUGCAACCUAUUGACCAUCUGGUGUAUCCAGAGAGUCCAAAACAAUAGAAGUUGUCACUUAAUCUACAUCCAGUUUCUAUACUCUCUCCAUUCAGAGUUUUGAAUGCCUCACAAAGAGCUGUGGUUUGUAAAUAAAGACACGCAGACUUACUCAUUACGUCGGACUCUACAAAUAAACCAUUAAGUUUUUGUUCACAAACACAAAUGUCAGCCUUUGUUUACCAAAGUAUUUAAGCUGACGUCUUUAAAUGGCAUGUAUGCCGCUUAACUACGAGGAGCUUUCUGUCUUUGUUUGCUCGACGGCUUUUGUACAGCUAAAAUUAAAUGUCAGUAAAAAGCCUCCUCAUCAGGCUCUCAAACCUCCUCUUCAGGAAAAGACGAGUAGGGUAACGUAAACACAUAAAAGCGGUCACUCCCCUCCUGCUGUGCGGCUCCGCUCUCAUCUGUCUGCUCAGUCUGAUCUCACCCAUGAGUCUGCUCCUAUCUCAGAGUGGGAGUGGGAGGAAAGGGUUUCCAUUAGCACUCUGAAGUCCCGGCCUUGCUCAUCCCCUUGUCACUCAUCAUCCCCUUCCUCCAUCCCCCUUUGAGCCACUUUGAUGGAAAAAAAAGCGUCAUUCAUACCCCCAUUAUUCUUUAUGUCCCAAAGCAUAUUGGCAUAAAAAUAUUCAAUUAUGUAAAUUCCAUAAAUUUCUGCAGUUAAGUGCAGGUUGCUCUUGUGUGGUGUCGAUUCGAUGUUAUUGCGAUUGUUAACAUUUUGCGAUACAGUGAGUAUCAUGAUACCAUAUAUUACGAUUUUUACAUUUUUUUUCAUCUGCUUAGCUGAUUUUAGCAUUUGUCUGUCCUUCAUGUUUGUCUUAUUGACACAAUAUUAUAUUUUCAUGUAGCACUUCUUGCUAACCUCGUGUUAUUUCCAUCUCAUUUGUGCCCUGCUUGCAUUCUUGAUAUCCUUCCCCUGGUUCCGUUUGUUGGAAAAUUUUUUUCCUGCUCUAUCAUGUCAUCUCUGCCAACCUCACUGGACAAAAAAAAAUAUUUCAUUUUUCCAUUAUCAUAGAUUUGACUUCAUAUUAGCAAUUAAUUUGAAAGCAUUGAUACUUGGUGAAUGAGACAAUACAAUAUAUCACCAGACAAAAUAUCGUGAUACUAUGCCGUAUCAAUUUUUCUCCCACCUUAUGGUUGCAGGUAACCCCUUACUCUUUAAUAGUAGGUUUUGUGGUCCUUUUAUAAGGCACUAAUAAAACAAACUCAGUCAGAGGGAAUAAGGUGAACUUUGAUCCACAUUCAUGCGAAGCACGCAUGCACUAUUAGAUAAAUUACACUGCCAUAAUUACCAUAUUGCAGCUAACAGCAGGGACAGGGUUGAACUUUUAAUCUACGCUGUGACACAUGGAAAAGGUCCAAGUUCUCUAUGUUCAGAUACUAGGUUAAAGAUAGGCUCACUAUUUUGAUGGUUUGCGAGUCAUUCAAACCCUGAAUUUCCCUAAAAGAGAGAGAUUUUUGAUCAGGAUUUUGUUUUUACAUUUCAAUUUUAAUUCUGGGCUUUUUGUAUCUUAAUUUGAGUGUCCAGGACAGAGGUCUGAAUUAUCGGUUUCAUCAUCAUUUUGUGUCUCCUCAGUUUAGGUAGCAGGGCUGUAAUAUAUUCUAAAUACUUGGAAAAAUCUGACCGUCUGCUGUUUUCAUUCUUCAUAUUGUAGUAUAAUGACCUUAUCUUUAAACUGAGAGCACCGUGGUGCCUCAGAACAGCUGUUAGUGAUUCCUCUGUUGUUUUACGAUACCUUUAUUGACCUUGUAUAAAACUUAGCUCACUGAACUGCUCCAUAUUUCAAGGUUACUGCCUUUAUCAUUAAUUCAUGCAGGUUUUAUGUCUUUUCAUGUCUCUUUUCACACUCCUGUCCUGCCCUCCUCCUCCUCCAGCACAAAACAUAGUCUGAUUCAAUUACGUUUAUUUGUCCCUGAAGGCUCAUCGAGCGGGCUCUGCUGCAGCAGACGAGAACACAGUGGCUGAUUAAUAACAUGGGCGGCAUCACAAACAGCCAUGCACACACACACACACACAUAUACAAACACACACAUGCACACUUCCGCUGUGGGAAUAGAUUUGCCCCUCUGUAUUGUGGCCUGUUCUGGUCAAUGUUGACGUUUGUGUGGCAGCAGCACAGUGUUAAGCUGAUUGCCUGCAUUCUACAUUAUUAACAAACACUGGAGGCCAUUUUGGACACACUCAGGAGUGUGUGGCCUCAUGCGCUCACGUUGCACUUGUCCUAUUUACAGUAACUUCCUAAUUAACUAUUUAGACAGUGAAGAGUAGUCUCCACUGAACUGUGCGAGCUCUCUUAGCUCUCUGAGGCUGACUUUAUGUUUCAACUCAGAGCUUCUAACUCACACAUAACACUCUCGACCUGUUAGUCAGCUGAGGGGUGACCUUUUGUUAAACUGCUCCAAAGCCUGGACUCCCUCUCUCUAUAGGGCAGUUUCUCACUCCCAGAAGUUCAGCGGAGUCAUUAGACACGAGCUGACAGAAGCUCAUAGGCCAAAAGAGCGGCGUCACACUGCUGUCAAGUUAUUUUAAAGGGUUUCCGUGUGAAUAGAGGAUUUUUUACACUUGGAGUCUGUUUCUUAUAGUUGUUCUGAGGUCUUAAGGACUUAAAUUGAGGACUUUCAUUAAUUAUAAAACCAUAUAAAUCAGUUAAUCAAUCAUUUUGGGAUCUCCUCUGAGGAGUUCUGCUAAAUAAAGCUGUUGGAUGUGCCUCUAACCAACUCACCAUUUGUUCACUAACACUUCGGGUUCUUUCACCUGACAGCCUUGUAUAUAUGCACCCUGACUUUUUUGCAUUAUAAUGUGUGUGAGCCCACAGAAAUAGACCCGUGUUAUGGAUAUACACCUGCUGUAAAAUGAUAAACAGUCCUUACAUCACUCUCUUUAAAGCCACUGCUCUAUUGACAAAACAGAUAUUUUCCCUUAAAGGAAACAGACGCUGCUGCUUUACUCCUUCCUCUGUAGAAAGCAAACUCUCUGAUGUUAGUGCUCAAGUAAAAAAAAAUUGUAGUUCCUCAAAAUUCCACAAGAGGCUGUGCAUCAGUUCUUAAAAAAAUGUGCAUAUUUGGUGAAAUUGAUCACAUCUAAUUAGGGUAAGAGUAUAACUAGAUUUGUGUAAGGAGUUUUCGUCAUCUCUGUCUUUUUUCUUGGUUGAUCAAGUCAGCUUUUGGCUUUUAAACAACUUGUUAGAAACAAGCGUUACAUCACUGAGGCAGUAUUUAUCUUUUUUAGAGUCUACUGUUCAUCAUCUCUGACGAAAAGUUCUGCUUCUUCUUCUCUGUUUACUUUUUGCACUGUGUUGGGCUUCCUCACACUUACCUGUUGGCUAAAGCAGAUCAAAUGAGAAGUCCUGAAACUUUUUGUACCUGUAAGUCAUUAAAACUCAAAAAUAUUCAAAGGAAAGAAGGCCUUUUGAACAUGUGUAUCUAUAGUUCCCUCUGUGUUGUUGUGUUUUUGUCUCAAACCUCCCUAAUCUGUUUUAAACCAGCUCUUAAAUCUUGGCUCUGCAGCAUUAUGGAUAUCCUGUCAGAUCUUUUAAUGGACUAAAAAGUGACUCCCAGACCAGUUUUUCCCAUUCUUACUCCACUUUGUAUGCAAAUGUUUCAACUCUCUUGUUGCUGUUGGUGAUUUUAAACCAAAUACUGCCUGAAGACAACUGUUCCUCUCUAAUAAGUUCCUGUGUGUAAAUAGCGCCAUUUUGUUUGUUUUCAGGAAUAUGAAACAAAAAGUGGCAGAGCUGGACCCGGCAACCCGACGUCUCCCAGGAAGAGUGUGAGGAAGAACCUGGACUUUGAGCCCCUCUCCACCACUGCACUUAUACUGGAGGACAGACCUGCGUAUGUCAACACACACACACAGGGACACACACUGUUUCAGAUGUUUGGUUUGUCAGACACUCCCACGUUUUUCACCCCCCUCUCUAUCAGUAUAGUAUACUGUCAGACAAUAAAGCCUCUUCUGUUAUUUUCCUCCUUUAUCAGUUUCUCUCCUCUCUGCCCGGUCAUUCGACUCUAUUCAGUAUUGUUUCAGCUCUCUCUGUGUCUCCGCUUGUUAAGAGGCUGAAAGAGAAGUGCUGCUGAAAGUUUAAUAGCCCUCUCUGGCCUGGCUCGACUGCGCUGCUUCUUUAGUAUUCAGUUUAUGUACAGCACACAAAUGAACUUCAUCUGGGGGACACAGCGAGUGAAAUCAGUCGUUUGGUUAUCAUCAGAAAUCUCUUAAACAUAAAGUUUAUUUUCAGAUCUCUCUUUCAGAAAGGUUUGCUGCAUGCUGCCUCCUAUCUUUCCCCUCUUUACUGUCUCCCCCUGCUGGUAAAACACCUCAAAAAUAUUGUUAAAGUUUAGAGGAGUAGAUAGCAGGCCUCCAUGUGACUAUCACUCUACUCUUAAUACACUUGUCAUUAAAAGGCCACAGUUGUUAGAGCAGGUGCCCACUCAGCCCCUAACACAAUCCCAGGUCAGUCCCCUGCUAUCGACUCCUUGAUGCUUGUUCUCUCCACACUCUUAUUCCCAUGUUUCCCGUCUCUUCUCCUUAAAGUCUAUAGUAUGGAGACAAAAUCUCUAGAAUAAAACUAUGAUGAAUAUGAAAUAAUAACGAUAAUAAUAAUAAUACAUUUUAUUUGUUGUGCCCUUCACAUCCAGAGACCUCAAAGGGCUACAUGUUAAAAGCAAAGAAUCAUAACAAUAAAGGAAUAUAAAAACAGGAUAUUGGUUAAAAUAAGAACAUCUCAUGAAAGGAAAAACAAAAAGCAAGAUGAGCAGGUUUAAGAAAAGAAUGUAAAAAGGGGGAACAAAAGUUCUGCUAAAAAGAAUUGUUUUGAGUCCUUCUCUAAAAGAGUGAGUGGGUUGUAGUGCCCUCAAGGUGUCAGGGAGGGCGUUCAACAGGCUGCGGCAUUGAUAAAGAGCUGUGUAUCAUUGGCGUAACUGUGUAAUGAGAGUCCAUGAUGGCUGAUGACCUGACCAAGGAGAAUAAUGUAAAAGAUGAACAGUAGGGGGCCAAGAAUUGAUCCCUGGGGGACCCCACAAGUGACUGUAUGUAGAUAUUGAAUGGAAGUGACCAAGGGAGAUGUAUUCUGAUCUAAAAGAUGCUGGCCUCUCUAAAAUCUCUGUUGGAUUAGGCCUUUUUUAAAUCUGUGCAUGCAUUGUAGGGGUGGGCGAUAUGCUGAAUAUAUCACAUCCCUGGUUUUACAUGGCUGAAUCACCAUUCUCUUUGUUAUCAUUUUUAUGACUAUUUUGCAAGUUACUGUCCGAGACAGACUCUCUUAUUCACCUUUUUUUAGGAACAUAGUCCCCAGAAACCAGAAUAAUUAACUGUUUGACAUAGAAAAAGCUCAGAUGCACUCAGUCUCAGGUGUUUUUUAAAAAGAGUCAUAGCUACAAUAACACUCAGGCUAAUUCCACUCUUCCUGUAUAACAGCCAGUUUAUCAAGCUAGUUCAUUUUUCUUUCUUUUUGACAAAUAAUCACUUCUAUCACUGUUUAAUUUAAUAAUAAAUAUCAGAUCUGCAUGAGUUUUACUCUUUAGUAAAAUUUUAAGCAAUGAUCUCAUUAUUUCACCAAUUUUUUUGCCUAAUUUUAGAAGUAUUACAACUUCUCUUUACUCACAUACAGAAAGUCAGAGUUUGUAAACAUUUGCGAGUGUUAUUAUUGUUUAAACAUAGUGAGACUUUAAGACUGUCUUUGUGUUUACCAUCUUUGCAGUGCACUGCACGUCUGCACUCUGACCCCUCCUACUUUACCGAGCAUAAACUCCCCUUAUCACAUAUUGUUGAAGUUUAGGCCUAAUGUUUUCAUACUCGGCCUGUGCAGCUUAUUAAUUUAACAUUAGCAUGUUUACAUGGACAUGUAUGAGUCUAUUCAUGAGCCCAAAACUACAACCGAUUACGACAGGAUUUUAGAUAAUUGAUACAAGACUCUAGUAUAAAUGAUAGGUGUCAUUGACAGGGUGAUGAGAGUCAUAUUUGUCUGCAUGCUUGGUAUUUUUAUCCUAACAAAAAAAAGAAAACAGCAAAGAAAGCUUGAGAAAGGCAUACUUUUAUGUGUUUUCAUGAUAUUAUUAAAGGGUCUUUAUGUAUAAAACCAAAGUGGAGCUUGCACAAACUCUUGUUUCAGUGCUAGUUACCAGCUCUAUAAAAUGUGCAGACAGACUGGCUGUAUGACAUAUGUUCUUAGAGUAAAUAAAUAAGCUCCUGCUCCUCUGCCUGUAUGUGCUUCUUCACGAUGUACCACACAACCCUCCUCACCAUGAAUAAUGUAAGUUAAGCUCAGAGAACAAACAGCCUUUAACCCUUUCUCUACAUCUGUGUUUGUGUAUUACAGUAAUCUGCCUGCAAAACCAGCAGAGGAGGCACAGAAACACCGACAGCAGUAUGAGGAGAUGGUGGCCCAGGCCAAGAAGAGAGGUGAGGACCUUUUUUAAACCCAGAGUCAAGAACCUGUGUGGUUUCUCUCUUUGGUGUGUGUUGAUCCACUUCUCCUCUUUCCUCUCUGCAGAGUUGAAGGAGGCUCAGAAGAGGAAGAAGCAGCUGGAGGAUCGCUGUAAACUCGAGGAAAGCAUCGGGACGGCCGCCCAGACCUGGAAUCAAGAGAUCUUACCUAACUGGAGUACAAUGUGGGUAUCCAGGAUGUCCGAGUUCAGACUGCAGAAUUCCUAACCUUAGAAGUUGCACAGUAAACUAAAGCAGCCUCUGGUGUGUUAACCAUUGACCGCCUGUAUCCCUCUACUGCAGGUGUACAUCUCGACGGGUCAGAGACCUCUGGUGGCAGGGCAUCCCUCCAAGCGUCCGAGGGAAAGUGUGGAGCCUGGCUGUGGGCAACGAGCUCAACAUCACACACGGUACGUAAGAGUGACUGUCUAAGAUGGUGAUGCAGCAGUGGAGUUUGAUUAAACAGGACAGCACACGCUCGCACACACACACACAGAUUCGUGUAGCAAUUAGUCUCAGUGUUUCUGUAAUUGAAAACGAAGAGUAAACAGCAGCGAGAUAAAAAAACAAGACGAAGAAAGAGUGUCCAUUUAAAGAGCAGCACGGCUCAGUGAUUUCCCACAGUGCAUGAGGGGAGUGCACGGCAUGGCAAUGAGUUCUGGAGACUGAACGGACACACACACAGACUUACACACACAGAAUUACACAUGCACGCACACACUCGGUGUGGAAGCACCAACUUGAAAUUGCUCAGCUAAAGCUCCUUGGGGCUCCUUGCAGAUAAGCACUGGCUGGUUGACUGCUGAGCUGGCUCUGCUUUGUCCUGCUCAGCCUUUUAAAUGGAGCACAGAGCUGUGCAUUAUCACUUCACACACACACAUACACACACUUGAAGCUCAUUCCUCUUUAGAGUGGUCUAUCCUCUCUUUAGUAGCAGCUCAGUUACAGAUUUGUCCCAUUUUUUCCUAAAGUAGUUUUAAUACUGCGGCUGAUAUUACUUCAAGUACUUCUGUGUUACUGUGUUGUAAAAAUUCACAUUAUAAAGAAUCUGUGUGUUUCCACAGAAUUAGGGGUGGGUAUUGGCAAGGACCUCAUGAUACGAUACGUAUCACGAUACACGUGUCCCGAUACGAUUCGAUACGAUACAAUACAAUAUGGCUGUAUAUUUGCAAGGACCUGUAAAUGAGGAUACUGAUCCAAGGACAAACUGAGUCAAAACUUUGUUUCAAACAACAAAUACCAUUUUAAUUGACUGCAUAAGUGCUGCAUCUUACCGAACAGUAAAAAAGUAUGUGGAAAAUAAAGUGCAAAACAAAGUACAUAGUAGGGGUGGGAUUAACCAGUGGCCCCACGAUGAGACAUUAUGACGAUACUUGGCCACGAUACGACAUAAUCAUGAUACUUGGACCACGAUACAGUAUUAUUGCGAUUUUUAACAUUCUGCAAUACAGUGAGUAUUGUAAUACAAUAUAUUGCGAUUUAUACUAUAUUUUUUCAACUGUUUAGCUAAUUUAGCAUUUGUCUUUCCUUUAUGUUUGUCUUUAUAUACAGUGUUUUAUUUCCACGUAACACAUCUUGCAAACCUUAUGUGUCAGGUCCAUCUCAUUUGCACCCUGUCUGCAUUCUUAAUGUCUUUCCCAAGGUGCUGCUAUGUUUGUCGCUCUAACUUUCUCCUGCUCUAUGAUGUCACCUCUGCCAACCUCACUGGACAAACUGUUGAUUUUAUUUUUCAAUUAUCAUAGAUUUGACUCUAUAUUAGCAAUUAAUUUGAAAAAAUUGAUACUUGGUCAAUGAGACGAUACCAAAUAUUGCCAGACAAAAUAUCGCGAUAUUAUGCUGUAUCUGUUUUUUUCUCCCACCCCUACACAGGAUGACUUUGCGGUUGCCAUUUUCUGCUUGUUGCCAUUAAUCAUUAGGUGUGGAGACUCCACCAGGUCAGGACCUCAAUGCAGAGCUGCAUGUUGUGUCUCUGAAAGCUAAUUAUUUCAAUCCAGCGUCUCAUCAGAAAAGGAGGACGGCAGGUCAAAGCCAGGGCAGGGAGCUUUAAAUAUGCUGCAGCAAACUAAAACGUCUCCUGACAAAGAGAGGCUGAUCUUUUCCCUGUAAUCACCUCUAGUGUUCCUGCUGCAGAGUAAUGUGAAGAGCUGAAGCCUUUUAUCACCUGAAGUGGUUUCUGUCCACUCAUCAUGUUCUCCCCUCAGAGUCUCAGAGCUGCUGUGAUCCUCUCUUUCUCUCGUUAUUGACGCCUCCGCUCUGCUGUUCUGUGUCCCUGCAGAGCUCUAUAACAUCUGUUUGUCGCGAGCAAAGGAGAAGUGGAAGACCAUGCCAGCGCCCGCCUCCGAGACAGAAACUGAAGGUAGAGACUUGUCGUGAAGGUUUCAUGCUUAUUUGGAAAGUGAAGGUAGUGCCUUUUGAGUAUAUUUCAGUCUAAUUCAAACAUAAAUCAUCUCAGGGAUUGGAUCAGGACAGUCGUAAGAAAUAAAUCAGGCGUUUGAAUGCAGGCUCUGUAGAAACGCAGUUUAACGCUGAAAAGCUGACGGUCUCACAAAGCGAGUGGGUUUUACAGCAAUUAUUAUGUCUUAUGAAACAGCAUCAGCAUCGCAGGCAGCCCUUUGAUUUACAGGUAUUUUACCCAAGUGUGUUAAUAGACUUGAGGAUUUUUUGUAAAUUUACAGGUGUAGGUAGCUAGGUUGUUCAUGUAACAGGAUUUAACUUUAAUUAAGGCCAUAUGGUGGUAAAGCUAAAGUCCUGAGAGCAACUUAGGUCAGUGUGAUGGCUUCAAAACUUUCACUGAGUUUAUAGGAAAAGAUUAAAACUCUAGGCACAGCAGCACUGACCUCUGACAAUGUUUGAUUAUCUAACUGCAGAAAUAAAACCAUAACACUGAUUUGAAAGGCAUUUAAAAAAAAUCUGCCUUUCAUUAAUUUUAUUUAUUUAUUAAUUUAUUAAUUUUAUCUUGCAAAUUUUUGGAGUUGUUGUUCUACUUCUCCUCCUCACCAGUCACUUAAUGUGUUGUUGUGCCUUACAGAAAUACUCUUGUGUUUCCUAAAGCUUUCCCAUAUCUUUCAGAUGCCGGUUCCUCAGACCGGGAGUCGAGUCUGGAGCUGAUCAAGCUGGACAUCUCCAGAACUUUCCCACACCUGUGUAUCUUCCAGCAGGUCAGUGGGAGGACCCUUUAACAGAAACAUUACGAUUACUUAUCCUUCAGUUUCUUAAACAUUUCUUUCAUCGUCAUCAUCAGGGUGGACCAUAUCAUGACGUGCUGCACAGCAUUCUGGGAGCUUACACAUGUUACCGGCCAGAUGUUGGCUACGUAAGUCACACACACACUUUGACACAUAACUCAGCUUUACAUCCUGUUGUGAAACCUUCACACCUUUCUUAACCAGAACCUUUGAUUCUCCUUUUCCGUGUGUUUUCUUUAAAGUCUUCAUACGUGGCUCGUGGCUUUUCUUCAUUAGAUUCUUGUAUUUUUGUGACACUUUGGUGACAUCAACUUUGACCUAUGUGUUUAUACUUUUACUUAUCAUUCGGUGCGAUAUAUUGGGGUGUCCAUGGGGUCUUGAAAAGUAUUUAAAGUCAAUUUUGUGAAAUUUAAAGCUGUUAAAAAGCUUAUAAAUGUAUUAAACACCAUCUAAUAAGACACUGAUUUCUCAAAUUUGAAGUUAGUCUUAUUUUACCUUAUUUAAGUGCAAUGACUGACUUAUGAAUAGUUUUAGUUUGGGGAUUUAGUAUUAUUUUGGCUCCUUUUGUUUCCUGUUUCCUGCAUCUACUACUGGAAGAGAGGUUAAAAUAGACUGAAAGACAUGCAUGUCUUGUUUUGCCUGUUUUACAGCUCACCUGCUCCACAAGUGAUGAGUUUAUUUUACUUCCUCGCCCGUUUUACUGCCUGUUUGUCACAGUUUGGUCCUUUUAGUUUUCAGUUGGGUGACGCAGGACUGCCCUCUAGUGGACAGAAGAAGAAAACCCUCAUACUAAUAGUUGCAUUGGCAGAACAUCCAAUGUCUGCGUUUAUCUGGAUCAAUUAAUAUAUUUGAAGCCAAAAUCGUAUCUCGGAUAUUUAAUUAUGACCUAAUCUUUAAAAAUUAAGACAGUAUAGCAUUUAAAUGGGCUUACAGACCAGGAUUAAGAGCUGUAAUGCACAUUUGUAAACAGACAGGAGAGUAGUUGCACAGUAGUACUACUUGUAUGUCUUUAAAGGUUAAAAAUGCUGGGCUCAGACUGUUAUCUCCCACAUAACACCUCCUCAAUCUAUUAUUAACACAUGGUACCAGAGUCUGACUGCGGUCAGGAUGAGUAACAGCUUCUAGUAUUCGAUCUUCCCUCAGUGUGAAGCCGAAACCUCUGACUCCGCAUUAAAGGAACUGUAGGUGAUUUUUUUACCUGACAGUUUGGAAAGAGUUUACAGACUGAUUCACACACAAACUCUUUGUUCUUGGCUUUUCCAAUCUGCAGCACUGUGUUCUCUAUCAGUGCUGACAUAUCCACAGGUGAAAGAUUUAUAACCCAGCAAGGGUUAUAUAAAUUCAUAUAAAUUCAGUUAUUCAUUUUUGAUUCUUGUAUCACUUUAGCAGUUCCCUUCCUCUGACUUACUCUUUUACAUUUAUUUUCCACUGACAAUUUUACUUCCCUUAAUUUUUUAGUUAUUAUUCCUUCUCCUUUACAUGCAUUUCUAAACUUCAGUGCCUUGGUCUCAGGUUUUUGUGGUUGGGUUUCUGCGAUGGCCAAAAGUGCUAUAUAAAUAAAGUUAUUGUUAUUAUUUUUAUUAUUAAACGCUGUUCAUUUUUUAAUUUCAUUAAUGAUUACUCUGCUACACAUUCAGAAAUGUCCAGGAGUGCAUGCAUAAAAUUUUAAUUUCGUUGUACUGGUUACAGUGACAAUAAAGGACUAUUCUAUUCUAUUCUAUUCUAAAAUGUCCCACUUAUGGAUAUUUUUAGAUAGUAUUGAUCACACACUAAGAUCCAGUGAUCUCUGGUUAAUGCUGCAGCAGUUGAACUUUUCAGGAGUUUCAUGAAAGAUGUUUUUUCAAACAGCGGCAAGUAUCUAUGGAAAGGGAAUUAGGGCCACAUGAAGAGAACAUUGAUACAGGAAGGAGAUUAAAGUCAUAAUUUCGUGAUUGAAGUCAAACAUUUGAGAUUAAUAAAGUCGAAAUUAUGUCAAUUAAGUGAAUAUUUCAAGAUUAAAAUUGAAAUUUUGAGAUUACAAAAUGUCAAAAUGUUGUGAAUAAUGUUGAAAUUUCAAGAUUUAAAAAAAAAAAUUCAAGGUUAAAGUCGACAGUGAAUAGUCGAAAUUUCAACUUUUUUAAAAUUUUGACUAUAAAAAUGGAAACUUAAAAAAUCUCCCUCCUGUAGUAAUUUUUUCUCUUCAUGUGGCCCUUAUUCUUUUUCGUAGAUAUCUCGUAGUGCUUUUGCUGCAGAGGGAGUUUUGUAUGCUAACAUGAUUUCUGAAUCCUUGACUUUCUUUUCUUUUGAAACUUUUGAAAGUGAAAAGAUUUUUUGUCUCGUCUUUGUGAUUUGAGGCAAACUUUGUUCAAAAAGGUUUGAAGACUUUUAUUUUGAUGCAGAGAUUUCUGAUUAAAAAUGUCAAUAAUAAAACACUUGGGGAAGUCUGAGCUUUUGCCGUGUUUAAAUGGGUAAAGUGAGUUUUCUUUUAGGUGUCAGAUCCUUCUGCAGCGGGGUGAUUGGUAAAUUUGGAAGACCUUUUUUUUUUUUUUUACAGUUUGUCGGUGUAAUUUCCAGCCUGCAAACCGCAGUUUAUUUCAUAUUUUUUUCCGUGAAUCUACUGUACGGGUACUUUCAAGGAAAGUUCCUCAUCUCGGGACUCAUGAUUGUCUGCUACAGGACUCUGGUGAUCCACUGAAGUCUCCUUUUUAAUGCUGGGUCGUUUCUCUAUAAUAUGAAAACCAUUGAUUCAGUUUACAUGCAUUGUUCAGCUUAAUAAGACUUAAAUUUUAAUUGAAAUUCUCAAAAUUAUGCGCAGUGGCUAACAGAUUGAGCUUGUGUUUGCAUUUCUGUAAGUCACAGCCACAUGUCGGUAAAGAUGCUGUGGUUCGCCCUACGCCGUCUCUGCUAAGACAGAAAUGAGUCUGACUUCCUGCACUGACCCCGACUCAUGAGCUGCUACCCACACUGAAUAUGCAUCCACCUCUGUGUGCAGGGGUUUGCUCUCUGCAUGAGUUUGCAACGAUUCAUCUCUCUUUGCAGCGACCAAAUGAGUCUAUAGACGAUCUUAAAAUGAGACGAUAUCAAGCUGUCAUUAAACAAUCGUAUAAAUGAUGCCCUAACUGCAAAAAAUAAUCUUUUGAAGGGUGUUAACUUGCAGAUAUAGAUGGACUUUUUUUAGUUUAUUUCAUAUUUGUGUGUGUGUGUGUUUGUGUGUGUGUGUGUAUGUGUGUGUUUGUGUGCAUGUGCAGGUGCAGGGAAUGUCGUUCAUUGCAGCAGUACUGAUCCUGAAUUUGGACACAGCUGACGCCUUCAUAGCUUUUGCUAACCUGCUCAACAAGCCCUGUCAGAUGGCCUUCUUCAGAGUCGACCACAGCCUUGUCAGUACACACACACACACACACAACUCUUUAGCUGUCUGGGUUUUUUUUUUGAAUCCUUAAAGGCAGGAUUUUUGUUCAUUAUUUCAGCCUUUAUUUCCACUGUGAAGCCAGAAUUUGUAGAAGAAUUUGUAAGACAAGAUAAACAAAUCUACAACGCGUCCAUCUUCGACCACAGGCGGCGCCAUAAUCAACACAAACUGGUUUCUCGACGGAGCUUAUAAUUAGUGCUAGAUUAAGAUAGUAACACAACAAAAACUCAAAUACUAGCCAGUGAUUUUGUCUUAUUAGUGGCUUUUGAAAAAUGUGUUUUUUGGCUGAAUUGAAGCCACAGUCAGCUGAAAAGUCCAGAAAAGUUUUAUUUCCAGAUAUUACACCCCAGAAAUGAGAAGUUAAUUUCUUGUUAUGUGCCAGAAGAGGAAGAAAACAUUGACUUAAAUUUUUGAUAUAAAAUGUUUUUUUUUUUAAUUUUAGGAAACUUAAUUCUGUUAUUAUUUUUUAUUUAUUUUUUAUUUUUUAUUUUAUUAAGUCAAUUGUCAGGUAUUUUUCCUUAACAGAAAAGAGUCAAAGCAUGGUAACAAACCAUGUGUGCAAGGUAAAUAAAUAAGCAGUGACUAGAAGCAGACUGAGAAAGGUCUAGCAUUUCAAAGUUAUUCACUUGAUGAUACUACUUCUAGCUUUAAAAACAGACUGUUGAGUUGAACCUAAUUCAUAGUUUCACUUUUCUCAGUUUUAAGGGCGAUCACAGAAAUUAUGAAAACCAGCUGCAAUAUUUUGUUUGAGAAAGUUGACUAAAAGGUAUGAUGAAAUCAGACGUAACGACUUCUGAUUUUUGAUGGUGAAAAUCAUCUCAGUGUUAAAAAUCAUGUGUGAGAAAAUCAGAUCCUUUAUUACCCAGAAACAGCUCUUAAAUUUCUUCCCUUACAGCUGAAAAACUCGUAGCUUUAAGUGACAAAGGAGCUCCUGGUCCAUGUCUGCCUCCAUCAGUGUUUUCAUGUCACUGUGCCCUCAGUAAAAUCUCUCUGGUUAGGUAAAGCUGAUCAACACAGAACCACUCGUCUGUCCAUAAAGUUCUUCUUAUCUUAUGACUCACACAGUGUGGUUUUUGUGUGUUUUGUGAUUGUAAUCUAUAAUCAGACCCUUCUCCUCUCCUCUGUUCUCCUAUCUCAUCUCCUCUUCUCUCUCCUCUCCUCUCCUCCCCUCUCUCUUCCAAUCCUCUCCUCCUCUCCACAGAUGUUGACGUACUUCUCCGCAUUUGAAGUGUUCUUUGAAGAAAAUCUACCAAAGCUCUUUGCACAUUUCAAGAAAAACAGCUUGACCCCUGAUAUUUAUUUAAUCGACUGGUGAGUCUCUUGAUGUCCCCCCUCCCUUUGGGACCUGAAAGUACGCUCUAAGGAAAUGAUUUGCCGUUGUGUCAUUUCACACCUUUACGUUGGUUGUCUUAUAAAAUGGAAACAUGAGUCUGUUCUCACUUUAAGCUGACACGAUUUCAGAGUCAGGUGUGUUUCUGAGAAAACAGGAUGAGCUCUGUGGGAGUGUGUGCGUGCGUGCGUGUGUGUGUGCGUGUAUGUGUCGGUGGUCUUUACCCACCGGCAGAGGUACUUUCUACAUUUCUAUUUUCUCACUUCACAUAUUUAACUUUUUUCACUCCUACCAUACUAAACCCACAAAGCGGUGGUCGAGCAGAUGACAGUUCAUGUUUCUAAUUUUGUUUCUGUGCUAUGAGAAAAAUGAGGCUAAAGUUUUUCUGGUGUUUUUAUUCAAAAUAAAACACUUGUCAUAAAACUUUCACCUUUCCAUCAUUUCUCAUUUUGCUUCUUAUUUUCUUUUCGAGACAUUCGUUUUCUUCUUAAAUCAAGAUAUAAGUCUCUGCAUCACUGCUAAGAAAUAGAUCCAUAUCUGGAGUAUUUGGCUCUGUAGCUGUGUAAAUCCAGCUGACCAUUUUGUGUUUGUCUCCCAGGAUCUUCACCCUGUACAGUAAGUCUCUGCCGUUGGACCUGGCGUGCCGGGUGUGGGACGUCUUCUGCAGAGACGGAGAGGAGUUCCUGUUCCGCACGGCAUUGGGUUUGCUGCGUCUCUACCAGGAUGUCCUCACCUGCAUGGACUUCAUCCACAUGGCUCAGUUCCUCACGCGCCUGCCUGACCUCAUUCCCGCCGAGCAGCUCUUCCAGCACAUCGCCUCCAUCCACAUGACCAGCAGGAACAGAAAGUGGGGGCAGGUGAGAGCGUGUUUUUUUUUGAGGAUUUGUGGUCCUUCUAGUCCACAUUAUUUGACUGUCCUCUCCUCUGUCUUCUCCAGGUCCUGCAGGCGUUACAGAAGGAUCAGGAGCGGUGCAGCCCGGUGCUGAAGCGCUGAGUCAAACCAUCAGAAACUCACAGACUCAACCAGACAAACUGACCAGGUCAGACAAACCUCAUGAGCCUAAGAGUGUCUCUGCUCGAACUGGACCCCAAAACCCCUAAACCGGGGUCUGUCAGUGACAAAGGAGGGGGUGUGAAAAGGAAUAUGAGGCCUUAUUUAUCUCCCAUCACCCCCUCCUCUGCUUGGAGGCCCAGCAGAGGAAUUGAAAGUGUAGCUGGAGGAGGAUGAAGAAUGUAACACACUCCUACACACACACACACACACACUCACCCAUCAGGCUGGAAACCAACAUCCUGGAUGUUGAUUUUAAUUCUUUGCAUACGACACACUCUCCCACCACACGGCCCCUCAUUUAUUCCUUAAAGAGUAACACCUAAGUCCCCGUCUCUAAAAGUGAAAAAUAAGGGAGUCAAAUGAUAAAACUACACCUGCACAGUCAGAUUCAUGAAUGAAAGUCUGUCUCUGUUCUUUGUCUUUGUGCGUCUUCAUUUCUUUCUUUCCAAACUCGACUCAUUCCCUCCUGAUUUUGACCUCAGUGUGAUUUUCACUCCCUGUGAAUGUUUCUAAACAUUUCCACAACGUCAUCUCUGUCGUGGAGCAAGUUUAAAAUAAUCAUGACGAUGCACAAACACUCACCCAAAGACUUGUCUGGCGUCUCUGAGAGCGCCACGUUGUUACAUGAAAGUCAAAGCCUCUAAAAAAAAAAAGAGAGGUCCUGAGCUGCCUGUACGAUGUUUGCAGAAUAUUUAUGUCAGUGAAGCUGGAGUGGGUGAUCAUAUGACGCUGCUCUCCCUGCUUCGCGUCUAUCCGAGCUAAACGUGUUUUGACUCUUGAUUUCUAUGUGUGAGCUUGUAGUUUGUAUUUAUUUAAUAUUUAUCAGUGCAACCGUGGGACAUGAUGAACUUGGCUUGUUCCGGUUAAUGAAGGCUUCUACGUGGACAUACUUGAUUUUGACAGCAUUGCUCCUUUAAUGACCUGUGUACCUGAAGGAUUAAAGUGUUGUAACAUUCGGUAUCCUAACCCUGAAUUAUACCCUCUAUAACAUGUUUCCAUGCUUUUAACUGAACCAUACUUUAUUAAACGCACACAAUAAUGCAUUAAAGAUAGAUUAAAGGGAUAGUUCGGGGGUUUUGGGGGGUACUUGUCACUAACAAGUGGAACACCCACAGAGGGAUACCAGUCAGCUCAGCCCUUUUAUUAAGAAACCACAAGGAAUAUCUGCCCUGAAGCUUGGCUGUCAAUCACUGCAGAUGAGGUAAGAAAGGGUUAAACUCUGGUCCUGCAUGAAGACUUUUAUUGCAUUCAGCAAUGUGCAGUUUUUAUGCUGAUGUGUAGCUGGCCACUCCUCUUGAAUUGAAGUCAUUCCAAUCACACCAUCACGUCAGGAGGUGUGUUUACUUAGCUUUACCCCACUGUUAGUUUAAACUCUAACAAAGGGGGCAAAGUUUUAAAGGAACAGUGUGUCAAAAUGAGAAUUUUAUAGUGCCCCCUUGCUAACCCCUCCCAUUAGUGGAUUUAUGGAAGCCUUUGAGGACAGAAAGCUGCUGUUCUGCAGGUUAGAUCCUUCCAUCUCAUCCAUCCAAGUGGUUGAGUUUCCACCAUCACAUACCUUUUAAGAUGACAAAAACAGUAUUAAAAGUGUGUCUUCUACACUAGCGUUUAUGGCAAUUUAGAAAAACCCAAACAGUAAGCAGUAUAUUAGAAAAUUUACGGUAUUUUCCCCUGCUGUCAGAGAGCCUGUAUGUUUUUGCACUAUUCAUGGAUAUAAAACAAAGGUGUUCUUCGACCUGCAGCACACUGAUUGGCCAAUCAGGUGAUUGACACACAGGUCACUAUUGACAAGUACCUCUUACAAAAAAAAACUUAAAAAUACCGAACUAUCCCUUUAAACUUGGAAUUACGAUCAUGAAGCUGCAAAGUAAUUUUUACAACACUUCAUUGAUUCUAAUGGUUAAAUCAAUUACUUUUAUAUACAUUUUACCAUCAAUUCAAAUUGCAAAUGCACCUUAUCUGUCCUCAUUUGAAAGAUGAAAGCAGAUGAACCACAAAAAUCAUCUGCGUACUUUUUCUACAGCUGCACCUUUCCCCCAGAUCUCACCUCAAAGUGUGAAAAACCUCCGAUCAGAGACAGCACAGGAAACAUGAGGCGGAUAAAACGACGUAACAAGCUAAUCAACGAGAAAUUAAAGUGCAAAUAAUCAUUCCCUUUUGCUGACCAGUCUUAUUUGAGGAGAUUUGCAGCUUUCUUUUGAAUCUUGUGAGUUGACUAAGUACAAGUUUUGGUCCUGAGGCCGAGUAAAACAAGCAACUUGAUGACAAAAAUUGACUUAUUGAUAAAAGUUGUUGUCGUUGUUGUUGGUCCGAGCUGUGGGUGUUGUCCACAUUGUGGCUUUUGAUCUCACACAGUAGUUAAAGUGUCACUCCAUCCCGACCAUCAGAGGGUGUGAACAGGCUUCACACUUCCAUCAGGGUGACAUUUCAGAACCAAAAAGGUGAUUCUAGUGUCUUUAAACAUCGGCACUAUCUUCACAAACUGUGCUCCAGGGCUUUAAAUGAACUAAAGGUGCAAAAAGUUUUGGGUUUGGUUUCAACUCGCAGCUGCAAAGUGUCCACAAAGAGAUCAACUUUCAGGUUAAAUCGCUGUUUUUUUCAAUGGAGUUUGGUGGCUUUGAAGAGUGCAAUGCAACAACUAAUUGCACGUCAUUGUCCUUCAUUUGCACCAUGUUUCAGGUAUUGCAUUGUGAGUUCUCCUCUGCCUUUUUCAGUGAGGACAUGCAGCAAAAGGUCGAGACCUGCAGUUGCUACAAUGUAGACUCUAGCCACAAAAAUGUUUGGUUUGAACUUUCAGUGUAUUUACAGGCUGUUUUGAAGCUGUUUCCUCAAAACUUUGUUUCUCUUUGCUUCAUUUGAGACCCUGGGCUGCUGCUUUGUUAUGCUUUUGCCAUUUUUGCACAGAUCUGUUUAUCAAAUGAAGUUUGUGAAGCUGAGAGUCUGUCCCUGAAAACAUCAUAUUUGGAGUUUGUGUCCCAGUCAACCUUGGAAGAAGAAACCGUGUCUUGUUUUAGGUUCUGAAGCUGCUUCACGUGUCUUGCUCCUAAAUUUUGUGUGACGGUAUCGAGUCUCGUGUGCGUCUUUGUCUUGCCCCCUCCCCACCCCCACCCCCCGAGGAGAAAGUGAACGAGCUCUGGGUUUAAAAACAGGAAGUGUGUGUCUUUAUUAAACCAUCACCUCUGCAGCUCUGCACCGUGAUGCAGACUUGACUUUCCUAUCCCCCCCUCUCGAUGCACUCCUCCCUCCCUGCUCCCCUUUGUGUGGCGACACACCGCGAGACUGCAAUAAAGCUUUUUGCACAUUCAUGUAAGCCUUUGAGUUGUGCCUCUCAUCACCACUUUAUGUCGUCGCUCGCAGGUUAAAAUGGGUUGUCAGUUUCCCAUUCUUUAUUUUUUGUGUGUUGAAGUGAUAAUCAGCGUAGAAAACCAGCAGGACUCUGUGUUUUAUGUGUUUUGUGUGAAUGUGUGGUUGAUUUCCAGCAUUGGCUCUGUCAGAUACUAUUAAAAUGUUACAUUAAAAGUGUAUGACGCUCUACUGACACUACAAAGACUCGCACUGGAAACACUGAACCACCCACAAACUAAACCCAAUCACACUGAAUUGAAUAUUGAAUUGCAUUUUACUGUUUAAUGAUUUUCCUGAUAUGUGUAAGUUCUUGUUUUUUGUCUGUUUUGUGUUCCCCGAAGAGACCCGUGUACUGUAGAGGACUGAUAGACAAACAUGGAGACAGCAGAGGGUUACCAUGCAGCUGUAUCUCACUUGAAAUGUACAUAAACAAUGGUUUUAUUAAAAUAAAGAGCUGUACAUAUUCAGACGAGUGAGUUUUUCUUCAUGCAAAGAGGAUUUUAGGAGUUUUGGGGCUAGGAAAGGAAACCUGCAUCUUCAUAAAGCUUCUCUUUUUUUAAUUUCACGAUGACAGGAAUCUUCAGAGGUUGGAAGACUUCAAUUUUGCUGUUAUACUGUCACAAUAACCACAUCUGCAUCUCCUGCACUCUACCGCUCGACCUCUGACAAACCGAGUGGAAAGUUUUUCAUGAGGCGGCUUUGAAAACCGCAGCCUCCUCCUCCUC
Xyrichtys novacula (pearly razorfish) is the source of this 41747-nucleotide messenger RNA. Lineage: Eukaryota; Metazoa; Chordata; Actinopteri; Labriformes; Labridae. The record is from the annotation of a GenBank genome assembly.